CCUCAGGUUCGGGACCGUGUUUCCCUGUCAACCGCCGGAACCUUUUGAGUAGGCACAUUGCUUCCGGAAGUAGUGUGGGGGGUGAUAUUGAACCGGAAGUAGCUAAGUAUUGGCUUCCCACCGCUUCCGCACGUGGGCCGUGACACCGGGAGCGGCGCGAGGAUGAAGCUGCUGACGCACAACAUGCUGACCUCGCACGUGCGGGGGGUGCGGCCCGGGGGGGGGUUCCCCCUCCGUAUCCAGGCCACCGAGGUGAAAGUGAAUAACGUGGAUUUCAACCAGGCGUUCGUGGCGCGGAUGAUCCCCAAAGUGGAGUGGGGGGCUCUGGUAGAGGCUGCGGAGAGUCUGGGCCAUCUGUCGGACCUGCCCCACCAGCUGCCCCCUGAGUAUGAGAACAAUGAGGACUUCCUGAGGAAGGUGCAUCACGUGCUGCUGGAGGUGGAGGUGAUGGAGGGGAUCCUGAAGUGCCCUGAUUCUGGCCGGGAGUUCCCUAUCACCAAGGGAAUCCCCAACAUGCUGCUGAGCGAGGAGGAGACGUGAAGGGCCAGGAUGGCCAAGCUGGGAAGAUUGGGGUGGGGGGAGGGAGUCCCUGGGCUGGGAGGGUGUGGCAGGGGGAGGGAGGGUUCUACAGGGAGUAGAAAACAUUCGGUGCUCCUUUGGUUUGCGUAUAAAUAAACCUGUGAGGUGGAGCCUAGCAUGAGGCAUGUCAUCCAUUACCUGUCCCCUCACCUGCUUGUGCCCCUCAAUCACAACCUGCAGCACUCUGCUAUCCUAGCCCUUGGCUACCCCAACCACACCUGUGCUGGUGCCCUUCUGUUCUAGUCCAGUCCCCAUCCCUAUCCCUCUUGGUCUAUCCGAACACUGGCCUGCCACACCUUGCACCGUACUCACUUUCCUCGUGUACAGUUAUUUAGAUUGCAGUAAUACUUAGGAGACUAGUCCUGAAGCAGGUCCCCUAUCGGGCCAGGCACUGCUCAGACUCCCAGGCAAUAUCAAGUCCUCCAUUGGGCCAGGUGCUGCACAAACACAGAACAAGACAAUGCUCUUUCUCCUUCUUAACUGCUAGGAAGGAAGACUAUGGACACAGGCUGAGAUCUCCAUUGUUUAUUCUGGCUCUGGAAUAUAGCUCUAUGUAUGUGUGUGUAUAGCACCUAUACACAAAAUAGAGGUAUUUAUAAUAUAUACACAUACAUAAUUUAAUACAAACUCCCUCCACAUCACCCCAUUCAUUAUAGAAAUGGGGGGACUGAGGGUGCACCCCUCCAAGGGGAGCAGAGAUGAAGGGGUCACGUAUUAUCCUGCAAGAAAUAUACAGUCUGAUAUAUUGCUAUGUACAUGUUUCUCAGCAUCUUCACCCCCACCCCAAGGGAAAGGGGGGGCUUAUUGCUAUGGGCAGCAGAAGGGCAAGGGAAAUUUGAGGGUGGGUGGAGGGGAUACUGGCCUCUGUUCCUAUCCCUAGGACCCCCAAGAUGGCCAUGCCUUUGAAACCCCUCUUCCUAUCUGUACAGCUGCCCUAUCACAGUGCUGUGCUCCCCCUCCCACAAUUCUAGCCCCCUGUCUCAGCGCUCCCCCACAGCAGGGGCUCCCCCAGUCAGA
This is a messenger RNA of Dermochelys coriacea (leatherback sea turtle), 1596 nucleotides long. It is a transcript of the gene TRMT112, whose product is annotated as tRNA methyltransferase activator subunit 11-2. Lineage: Eukaryota; Metazoa; Chordata; Testudines; Dermochelyidae. Gene Ontology annotation, biological process: tRNA methylation; peptidyl-glutamine methylation; rRNA (guanine-N7)-methylation. The record is from RefSeq and is a predicted model, not a curated record. The transcript has 4 exons. The coding region runs from base 163 to 540 and encodes 125 amino acids. Gene Ontology annotation, molecular function: protein heterodimerization activity.